GUUAAUAAAUGCAACGUUUAUCGAGAUGCGAACGCAUUCUGUCGCGUACAGUUUUAGCACGCAACAGAAUGUAUGCAAAUCAAGACAAGCAGGCUGCAAUGUCAAUGCUGAACUUUGGAAAGGCAGACCCGCAAUCUGGGCCUUUGGUCAGGAUGGUAAUUAAAAUGUACGCACAUGUGCAACCUGCUCCCCUCAUUUAUCAUCGCCAGUCAUGAUUAAUGCACUGCUGCAUGAAGGCCUCUCAAAGCCACCGCCAAUCCAGAAUCCUGCGACAUAAUCCACCUCCACGAACCGAUACCGUCUCGAACGCGUUCCAUUGCUUUUCCUACCCACCAGAAGCUAAGUGGGUUUUGGGUCGACGUGAUGUUGGGAACUUAUAAUGCAGUAGUCACAAUCGUAUCCCCCCUCCCACCCCCAAAAAAAAAAUCGCUAAAUCUCAAACUUGUUUUUCAGGAUGAUGCUACAUUGGAAUGUUUGGCCAAAGCCAUGAAUAUUUAGCUUCGUACAGGAGGCAACUAGGGAGAAGACCCGCCGCACAGCACUGAGAUUUGGCCACACCUCCCAUACCCACGCCGAUAAUACCCGGCAAGCGAUGUGGUGGUCACCCAUCCAAGUGCUCAUUCGACUCAAAGCUGCUUAGCUUCCAGGAUCUGACAAUAUACAACCAAGACACAUGUCAUUGAAUGAUAACGCGCGUAAUAUUUCACGUACAUAAAUGACAUGACCGUGACUCUUAAGGCGUGGAGAUCGGCUGCAUGCGGGGUGAUUUGGCUGCAUGCGGGGUGAUUUGGCCGAAGGCGAUGAUGCCUCUGUGGUCUUGUUGCAGCAACAUCUGUUAAACACAAAGUCGGUGUGAGGCGCAGUGGUUAGCGCCCUGCGCUACGAACCCGGCCAUCAGUUCGAUUCCUACUCACGGCCGACACCAGUGGACGAUUAUAUUAUCUGAACCAGUCCUGGGCCUCCCCGAAGUUAACUCAGCCUCCAAUGAGGACCUCGUGCCCCGUGUAAACAUCGCCACUGGGGAAACAAAGGCGACCGGGCGUGGUGUUGGCCGCCCACCCCAUCGUAUGUCGUACCGGCCUUCUCAGGUGGAUCGCUAAGCGCACUUGUCCCAAAAGUCUGUUAAGGCUAUACGGGGGAUCUUUGUCCACGUGCUGACACGAGUUGGCACGUUGUGGCUUCCGGUAAUGUUUCGUGUCUGUUAUUUGAGCGUCCAGUCCUUUCUCCUGUGCGUUUGCUUGACUAAUGUUAUGUAUUUAAGUGCGCGUAUGGUUUUUGUGUGUGUGUGUAUACAGUAACUGUGUCUAGAAAUACAGGUGAGGGCGGGCCCCGCUCUGCUCCAGGUGGAUGGGUGUGGCGCACCUCUCUUCUCUCUCUGUUGUUGAAGCCACGUGUCCCCCGGCGCAUGAGACCCACGAAGUGCAUUCACAUCGGGGCCCGUGUGCUCCUGUGCAGCAGAUUGUAGCCCCUGCGUUUGGGGAGUUAAGCUCUUGCUGAGUGGUGGGAGUGUGUGGGGGGGGGAGAUCCUUCUCCCUCUCUCUCUCUCAAUCUCUCCGGGUCCACCCACCAAACCUCUCAACUAUGCCGAGCCAAGAGGGAGACCCCGGUCAGGGUGCGAACCUGACCGCGUGGCUUCGCGUGGCGUCGUCGCGACUCAGGGAGCUGGAGGCGUCUGUGCAGAGGGACCUGGGAUGGACGCGCAGGGAAGCGCACCUCCAACAGCUCAAGGACGUGUUUGAGGAGAUCGACUGCCGCGUGGAGGCCGCGCAGGCCCUGCGGGAGGCCGGGGCGGGGUCACCGAAGGGGGGCGGCGAGGGAGCGGCGGAGCAGGCGUGGUACUCGCUCCGCGUGGCCGCCCUCGUGCUGCGGGAGCGCGUGCUGCUGGGGCCCGCAUCCUCCUCACCCCCGUCCUCGCCGUCGUCGCCGUCGCCCCACCGCGACAACGUCGUUGACGUCCCGCAGGAGAUCGACGCUGCUGCAGGGGCGGCGAGUGCGGUGCGAGCGGUGCAUGUGAGCUCCGUGGAGCCGGUCGCCGAAGCGGACGGAGCGGGAGACGUCCCCGCUCCCCGCUCUCCCUCCUACCUCUCCGUGGACGGCGACGUCUCCGCACCCGCCGGGCUCCCCUCCGGCACCAAGUCGACGCGUCGGUCCCGGCCCUCGUCCUCGGCGCGAACGGAGUCUCCCGUCGAGCCCGCCCUCUCGAGCCCUCGCGAGAGCCGGCCGUCGUCCGAGCCGGCCGGAGCGUCCGUGCCCAAGACGUUUGGCCGCUGGAACUACAUGGAGCUGACCGAGAAGAUCGCCGGCUACCCGGAGCGGGAUGCAGACCCGUGGGGCGUGCCGGGAGUCGUCGCCGCCGAUCGCGGCCGCCGUGCGCUCGGCGGCGCGGACGAGACUUCGUCGCGAGCGCCGGGUGGGUCCCGCAUUGCCAGUUUUGCCGAGGAAGUUGCCGGCGCGGUUCCGUGGUCCUCGGAUGAAUGCCGCGGCACCGGCGACGGCUUCCUCUCCCCGUGGACGGCGCGCGAUCCGCGAUGGAAUCCGCUCGUCCCGGCCGCUGCGGACGGCUCGGCACCGACGGGGGCGAGGUGCGCGUGGCGGUGGGACGCGAGCGCCGCGACGCCGUCGGGGGGCCUCGACGGCGCGUUCCAAUCGGGCGUCUCGAGGAGGAUCCCCUUCUCGGGAGCCGCGUCUGACGAGGACGACUCCGAAGGCGACGACGGCGGGGCGUUCGGGUGCCUCGUGCCCUUCCGCUCCUACGGCGGCUCGCCGACCUCGUCGCCAACGCACGGGAUGCUCGCCGUGCCCGGAUCUCCGCCGGAGGUAACCCCGGCGCCCGGAGGCGGGCCGCCCGGCGAUGGUUUGUCGACGAGGCCGCGGUGUCGCCAAGAGCUCCCGUCGGAGCCGGAGGGGGUCGACGCCGAGCUCGCGAACGCGCGCGGUUGCGGAGCGGCGGCCCGCGAGCGCGCCGUUGCCGAGUCGCCCUUCGCGGCCGGCUCGGCAGACCCUUGGCAAGGUAAAUUGAAGAAGAAGGAAAAUGCAACGAGGGCUCGAACGGCGGUGGCCUCCGGGAGGGUGGCCGGCUCGUGGGAGCAGGCCUUCCUGGACUGGGAGUACGGAAACGCGCUGGACGCCGCCGAGUACCUCCCGAGAGAAGCGGCCGGCGGCGGCGGCGGCGGCUCGCGCGACGAGUUCGGCGAACUCUUCGAGCGACUCGGGAGCUGGCGAGAGAACCCCGAGGAACCCGCGGCCGGACGCGCCCCCGCGGCGCCCGCUCGGCGUCGCCGAGACGGCACCGGAGAGACGCUCGACGCAGCCCGCGCCAGCUCCCACCACGCGGGUCAGCCGGCUGCCGGCAACAAAUCGCCGGGGCCGCAUGAGGGGUCGGGCGAUGGCGCUUGGUUCGGCUGGGAGGAGUACAUGGCCUUGCCGUCGCAGCUAAAGGACGCGGAGAUCAUCGCCCUCAAGCUGGACGACUUGUCGACGCUCCUCGAGAAGAAGCCGUCGCAGAAGUCGGCUUGCCGAGCUAAUACCGACGCCCCCCGUUUCGUCGACAAAGUGACGGACAAAAAGAGCCUCCGGGCCGCGACGGCGGGCAACGAGCCGCCGCAGAUCUCUCCCGGGGAUGCGGCUUUGCCUCUCGGGGGGCCGAUGGCGACUGGAUGGGCCCGCGACGGGACGAGCGACGCGGACGGGCCCGGCCGCGCGACGCCCGACGCUCGCGCUGGCCCGGCGGGCGCGCUGGACACGCUGGACACGCUGGACACGCUGGACACGCUGGACACGGGCCCGCUCAGCGGCCUCCCCGUCUCGGGAAGGGCGUCGCGUUCCUCUGCGUGCGGCUCCCCGGGCGGGGUGGCCCGUGGCUCGCUCACGUCGCCGCACGGGGGACGCGAGCGCCGGGCCAGGGCUGCCUCGUGCGAGCCAGAGGACGAGCCGCGUCGCCUCGCAAACGACGGGCGACCGCAGUGCGAUGUUAAACAGCAGGCGGGCAACGAUGCCAUAUGGGAGAAGACUGAGGCGUUUGUGAGAAAGCUGGACGAGCUCAUCGCGUGGCUCGCCGUUGCCAUGGAGAAGACGGAGAACUGGACCCUACCCGGCGCGGACGUUGGCAGCCUCGGCGUUUACUUGGAGACGCACCUCAACUUCAAGGUGGCCGUGGACAGUCGCCGUGCCCUCAAAGACGCCGUGGUGACGGAGGGCAGGAGCCUCAUGGAGCUGUUGAUCUCCCAGAAGCCGAGCCUGGAGCAGACCCUGGGCCUCGUGGAGAGCCAGUGGCACGAGCUGCAGCGGCAGAUCGCGCGCCAACACCGAUGGAUUGUGCGCUCGCUGUCCACCGUGAGGUCCCACGCUCUCACGGACAACGAGGAAGACGACCCCCGUGACCCCCGCACCCUGGCGGCCAUGGUCAGUGGGACAUGCGGCUUGGAUGAGCAGCUAAUAACCGAGAGGCGAAAUGAGACUGCGAGCCCCGCGACACAACAAAGUGACGCCGCCCAGCGUAAUGAGGCCCCAGGAAUGGAGCAUGAGAGCCUCGUGGCAUUUGAGGAGAACUACCAGGAAAUGCGGGACUGGGCGCAGGAUCUGCGCGCUGCCAUGAGCAGGAGCCGGGCGGUGGAGACGCACGGGCAGCCGGUGGCCGGGCGGCUGGAGAAAUGUUCGCAAGAGAUGAGGCUGUGGCAGCGCGGGAGGUGCGAGCUGUCGGAGCGGGCGGCCGGUCUGCUGCAGCGGCUGCCCUCGCUGGGGCCGCUCGUGGAGGCGAGGCUGCUGGUGCUGGCCGGAGAGUGGGACUGGCUGGAGGCACGGCUGGGGCGACGCGGAGCAGCAGAGGGUGAGGGGGGCGGAGUCCCCCCGGGGCCUCGGCCCGCGCCGCCGCCUCCUCCUCCUCCUCCGCCGCUGCAGGACGAGAUCCGGGAGCUGAGGGCCUGGCUCCGGGAGACGGAGCUCUUCAUCUUUAACUCAUGCCUCCUGCAGGCCCCGGCGAGCCGAGACCUCCCGCAGAAACGGCUCGAUGCCUUCAAGGCGUUGUGCCAGGAGGUCGGGCAGCGGAGGGCGGCGGUGGUGGCAGCGCUGGGGCGUUGCCGCACCGCCCUGAGCGGCCAGGGCCCGGCCUUGUCCCCGGACGAGCGGCAGGGCCUACAGGCGGCCGCCGUUAACCUGAGCCGCCGCUGGGACGCGAUCGUGAGCCAAGCGCAGCAGUGGCGGCGCCAGCUCGUGGUGUGUGCGGUUGAUGUCGGUGACAUGGACUCGAUGAGCGUGGAAACGCUGCUAAUCCCAGAUCAGGUCAUGGACUGGGAUGUCACCGACGCGCCCAAUGACCUCAUUCACCAUGACGGCGGGAUACAGGAGCGGCUCCGAACUGGAACGCAGCCAGUCCCCAUAUCGGCAAAUUCCGCACGUUUGAGCGCUGGGGUAAAGGGAGCAGAAACCGAACGGCACUCGGAGUGUCGCGGAUCGGCCAGCGAGGGACGGGGUCCCCGGAUCCUUCAUUUGCCGCCCCAGGACACCGCGCCACCAGACGGAGGCCCACGCGGCGAACAUGGGAACGGCGCGGCGACUGACAGCCCCCACUGUGUCGCGAUGAAUCAUUUAGAGCUGCUUGCUCAGCUCGCGGGAGAAGGGGUUGGUGGAUCAUGCUGCCAGCAGCCUACAUGCAGCCACAACUCCACCAGUAAUAAUACAAAUAAUCAUUACGCAAACUCUCAAUCGGAUACGUCUGACGGCCACGAUGUUUUUCCUCGUGCGAGCACGGGAGAAACGGGAAAAUCGGAUGGCUGUGGAUUUACGGCCGACGUGGUGUGCGCUGCAAAGAGCGAAAAUGAAUCCAUCAGCAGUUUGCAGCGUUCGCCUAAACCUACGCGGAGCGCGCUCGCGGAGGAUGCUAAUGCAAUCCCCCAGGGUCGUGAAUACGCCGAUGGACAGAGAGGCCCCCGUGGAACGCGGUCCAUAUCGAUAAGUGGUGAAGUCCACAAUUCAUGUGUGCGGCGGUUUGCCCCCCCGCGCAUUAAUAAAACAUCGGCCCUGGUCGAGGCACCACGGCGCUCGGGGCGCGACGGCGGCCCUAACCCGGCCCGGUUCCUCGUCGGCGAUGAAAGUACGCGCGAGAGCGGAGUCUCGGCUUCACGGGAGGAGGGCCCACUUGACCCGCUUGCUGCCUCUCGUGAAGAUUCAGACGGAGCCGUGCUCACGACGACAGGCGUGUCGGCACAAGAAAGACAUGUAGGGGCGAGCGCAUCGACCGGGCCGGAGGUUUCUGACACGAAGGGCCGCCGUGACGCCACACAAGACGAAUGUCAGGCCGUCGCUGGAGGUAACGGAGACGUUUGUGUGUCCAUUCCUACUGAGCAGCAGCAGCAGCAGCAGAACGCGGUGUUGAGUUUGACGACGCUGAGCCUGAUUCAGAAACUGCAGGAGAUUCAGAGCCCAUUAUGCGCUGCGAGAAAAGAGACGUCUGCUGCUCCAGUUAUUGAUAGCGUUGUUUUGUCUUUCUCGGAUGGCCACCCAGUGCACCAGCGGUGGUCAGACAGCGGAGGAUGUCACCGUGGCCAGCGAUUGAGUGAAAUGAUCGCUAAUGAUGCUGACAGUGGCGUCGUUUGUCCAGAAAUAACCACCGAGAGGACAAUUGAUUUAAAUGGCGGUCAGGCCAGUCCCGUAACAGCACUCGUGUAUUCUGUGGAAAUUAAUAAGGAUCGGUCCCUCUUACCCAAAGAGCGUUGCACGUCUCUGGGGGCAAACGCCCUUCCUUUGGACAAAUCCAACCUUGUGCGGGGUGGCAUCAACUCGAGCUGCAAUAACGGCAGUGUCUUGGCAGCGCAAUCGGCAUCUGAGGACGUGGCUCCUGUGCGCUUUGAAGAAGGCGAGGAAGCAACGAACAAGAUGGAGAUAAUGGCACAUAAACGUGACGACGCCCAGCCGAGUGUUGAGGGCGAUCGUUAUCGGCACGAUCCACAAAUCCAGAGUUUUGACGAAAAUAGAAAGGGUAACUCAUCGAGCUGCGACUAUAACACAAAAGGAAGGCUCUCUGCAGGCCCUCCCUUGAGGAAGAAAAGAAAGCAAGGGAAUUCAUCAACAGAAAGUGAAAAGAUGAACCGCAAUCGCGCGGCACCCGGCAGACAAAUGGGCGAGGAUGCGCGCGGUAACGACGUGCCUGGGCGCGCUGGUGGCUCGGGGUUUGCUGAACAGAGCCGUGAAGCAAUCGGCCGCACGUCUCCCCAAGCCGAUUCUAAUUCAGCGGCUCAUCGUUUAUUUGAUUUGACUUGUAACCAAACAGACGGAGCACGAUCGCCCUUCUCAACCGUUGAAUCGCGAGGCAGUGAUGGAGCGGCCGACUCUCGCGCCGCCGGAGCAUUUAACUUGUUCACGGAUGAAGGAGUCGGCGCCGGCACCCCCUCUACAGCGGCCCCGAGGUCAGGCCGCAGCGGCACGCCCCUUGCCACCAUGCACCGCUCGGAACGUAACAAGGGCAACCCUCGGCAAAUGUCAACAGGUCAAUUAAGUCACCCGACCGCCGUCGACAUUCCCAACUUAAAUUGUGCCAGGGAAGAUUCGAAUCUCAGCAGCAGCAGCUCUGAGAUCCACGCGGCAGGGGAUCAAUGUGAUGCAGCCUCGCACAAGGUUGAAGAUAAAUUGGUGCACGACUUCGUGAUGGAGAUCAUCGACAUGGCCUCGGCGGCUCUGCGCAACGUGGAGAGUCAGGACAGGGAGGGUCCGACGGGGCCAGGGUCCGCCGCCCUCAUCCGCGAAAAGAUACUGGAGCACUCGCAGAGGCCGCUGAGACUCCGCAAGGGCGACUUCUACUCGUACCUGUCGCUCUCCUCGCACGACAGCGACUGCGGGGAGCUGGGCAGCUGCGAGGAUGAGAGGUGCCCUUCGCCGCCGCUGCCCGACUAUCGGAUGCCGUGCCACGGCACCGGUGGAAGAGCGCGCGCGACGUGCGGGGACGGCGGCCGGACGGCGGCCGCGUGCUGCGCCCGCGGGGCCCUGGAUGAGGUUGAUGACCUGCACUUCGGUGCCUGGGAGGAGGAGGAUGACGACCAGUGGGAGCACGGGCCGCUGCAUGGCGACAAGGAAGCAUCGCGGUCUUCCAAAGACGAGAGAGAUGCGGAUCGUUAUGAGCCGAGUGCCGCGUGUGAAACUUCCGGCGGCGCUCGCGGCUUCCGAGAAACGCGUAAUGUGAAAAUGGACACGUUGACGAGGAGGGUCCUUAACCCCUCUGAACUCCCAACCGAUGGCGACGGUGAAAACAUUAAUUGCGGAAUAUCGCCCGGCUGUGGGCCCAUUCAAACUGAAGAAUUGCGCUCAAGCGCGAUGAAGGGUCGCGUGGCGCGUGAAAACACCGCGACGCAGAAAUGCCAAGUGAGGAGCUGCUUCGUGGAAACCGGGGAGAGAGUGGCGAACGCGCACUUGAGCCCUGGAGACUGCCGCACGUCCGAGCGGGAUGGGGAUGCGAGUAAUGAGGAGGACGAGCUGCGCGGGAGUGCGAGAGCGUCGCGGCGGCACGCGGCGGCAGCUCGUGGCGAGGCAGAGACGUGGCAGACAACGUCGCCGGAGCUGGCAGCCAUUAGUGCCGUCCAACAACACGCGAAUAUGGUGCCAAUGCAACCACAUACGGAAAGUGUUCGGCUGCCAGCGUCGGUGAACUGGCAGGGCGAUUGCACACCUCCGGGCAGCACAGCGCUGGAGCUACCAAUCACAGACCUGGCAUCCACACAUGUUCACUCUCGCCAACACCGCGCCGGGACACAGCAGAGAUCUCGCAGCCUCCGACUUCCCGCGGCUUCAUCUCGUCUCACGGCGUGCCAUUCGUCUGGAUCCUUCGUAUCCCCUAAUUGGCACGGGGCAGCGGAGGUAGGCAAAUGUAACUUUUUUGCUCGGGAAAGCACAGACGCCGCCUCCUCUGGUGUCGCCGUGAUUGGGAACCGCACCUUUUGCUCGUCGCCACCCGAGACUCGUAUUCCUCAUCGCGGCCGCGAUGAGGAACACGAAUUUUACGCCCCCGGCACGGACGUUGCUCACGAUCCCGGCGCCCGUCAUGAGCCUCCCGGGUAUCCGCCGGGCGAGAACAACAGCGCCCCGACGGAGGCCGAUGUCUCGCCGAAGCUCGGCUCUUCGGCGGCGCCGGCACGCGGGCGCUCGUUCGGCGGGCGCGUGUGGCGCGCGGGCGUCCUGCUCUGGGGCUGCCUGCUCGGGCUGCUGCUGCUGGCCCUGCUGCUGCCGCUGUGGCUGGAGCCGCGAGACUGCAGCCACUCGCGCUUUUCCUCCUCCUGGGGCCCCGUGCUCAUGUACAGCACGGGGCCGACCCCCGUGUAGCGCCACGUGCCCUGCUGCUCGACAUACGGGAACAGGCGCACAAUCAGAGUCGGCUCAUCGUGAAGUGUAGGAGUUCUGGUGAUGAUACCACUUCUGCUAACAAGCUGACAGCUUGUGCUGUUACCAGACGGGAGCAGGUACAUAAUCAUGGACAGAUACAAUGUAAAGUAAAUGUCCAUGAUUUCUGCUGAUGGAAAUGAUGACAUUGAUGACGAUAACAAUGUCAGAAUUCUGAUGCUAGAUCUUCUGACACCAAGCAGGGGACAUAUAGUGCUGCUCUUAGGCUCAUGGACGUAAUUGCGGUCAGGUGAACGUCACGGUGAAUACUUGAGUUCUGAUGAUAAUAGUAACGUCAGAACUGGAAUGCUAAAAUGUCCCACGACCGGGACAAUUGCCUGAUGGCUAUCCUCCCACCGCCAGUAUGGUUUAAAGGGAAAAGUUUUGGCGCGGAGAUUCUUCAACAAAGUCAAAUAGAAAGUGAUAACCGCAACCUUCCAUGUGAGUUUGAACAAAACAGACUGCUGCUGGUUACACCAGCGAACAGUUGUGCUUAAAAAAUAUACAAGUCUUGCGGUGUUCUCAUUCGCUGAUAUUCGUAUAGAUUAAAAGCCAAGAGGAACUAGUCGUCAGAUUAUACUCUUCUAGAUGAAUAUCGUGGAGAACCUCUCGGCGUUUGAUGGGAGAGCCCUUGCUCACGAAGAAAGCCCCCCCCCCCCCCUCUCGGGCUCUGUCGCAGGGUUUCCAGACUGUCAGGAGCCAUCCGUGAAUCACACUUUACGCGUGGUGUAAAAGCAACGAUAAUACCAUUGUUAUGAGUCACGGUCAUGAAAAGUGAUUUUCAAUAAAGUGUUAACAAAUGAGAAAUGGCAAAACUAAAAAUAGUACACUCUCCAUGGAUGUACUUUGAGUGAGAAAAACAUGAAAAUGUUUAGAAUUGUUUUUUUUGAGUGCGCCCAUAAAUAUCACAGCAUAAAUACCGUACAAAAUUUCCACGACACAAAUACUCCAAUGCCUUAUGUUGACAUUCGACGAAAGUAGUCGUGCGCAGAACACUGGGAGGUCUGGAGGUGUGGGUUUGACAUCGAACGGAAGAAAGUGAAUGGAUGGAGAUAAAGGAAAAUGAGGAUGCUCUGGGGGGUAGGUUCAGCAGGGAAGUCUAACAAUCCAAACGUGUGGUUUGGGGAUCACGUCGUCAGAGGUGAAAGCUUCACGGAAGGAAAUUGUGGAAGGGUUGAGGAUGUUGGGGAAAGGCCAAGAGGCAGAGAAAGAUGCUGUUGGCGACUUGAAGUGAGCGCGGGAUCGGCCCGUGAGAUGAAGAAGAAAGCUCGAGGUUGGACAGGAUGGAAGUUUGGCCAGAGACCUUUUGCUGGGCAGAGGACUAAAGAGAGUGGUAGACACCAUGUCUGUUGAUCUAUGCAAUUGGAAUGAAUAAAUUGUGCUUAUUAUUUCUAAGUCUCCAAAGGUUUGCUGUAUUGUUACCAAGGGGGAGUGAUGGCACCGUCUUUGGCGCACUGCGCUCUGAAAACCGAUGAACUUGGUUCAAUUCCAAGGCAAGGAUAACAUCGGGUGGCGAGUGACAUUUGAACCGGUCCUGCCCCCACUCUGCCGCCCACCUCGCCAACGCGCGCCGACCAGCAUGGUGAAGUAUGGUCAAGAGGACCACCAUGACUCGACGCGGUGUGGUGCAAGGCCUUCAUUCAGUAGGGUACUGGCAAAGGGCUCUUAAAUUAUUACUGUUUUAUUAUUGCCGCAAAAAAGCCAACAUAGGAAGUAGUGACUUGCAUUUUUCAUUUUAAAAAAUGGAGUUAGGAAGAGGUUGUAUAAUAGAAAGCUUUGACUAAAAUAAUACCGCGAUGUAUAAUGAAAUGCCAUAGCCAAUGAACAUCUGUGGCAGGCUGUGUGCACGGUGGGGUGAAUAUGCUUUUCAUCCUCCCAACUUCUCUCCACGCGCUCGUAAAAAAAACACGCGCCCGCAUCGGACACCGCAAUAACAACUUGUGCGUCAUAAAUUUUAAUAAUACACAUUUUAUUGGGCCGUAUUUCGUGAUAGAGAACCUGAAAACCCUCCAUGAAUACGAGUUAAAGUGUAUGAUUGCGUAAAUACAUGGCAAAAAUAUGGCUAAUGGCCGUGCUGCAUGGCCGUCCCGGGGCCCGGUGGAGUGUCCACACCCAGAAGCGUGACCUCGCUGGUCCUGCGGUGAUCCUCUCCUAGGUCGUGAACCCGUGCGGCUGGGGCGUUGUGGUCAGCGCGAUGCCAUCACUCGAGCACUAUGCCAGGCGCUUUUAUUUUUCCUCUAGUUUUAGCAUUCACAAUGCUUCCAGUUCGUGUUGGAUUUUUUUUUAAAUGCCCCCUUCCCAAUUUGUCUCUCCGAGUAGAAAGAAUAAUAAGUGGUCUUAUCACAAAGCAAAUGCCGCAUGGCCUUCAUGGCGUGCAUCUCAUUGGCAGCAUCCGUUCAAUACGGGCAAAAAAAACUCUGGACUGGUUUUGUAUGUCUGAACUUCUUUCGCAUCAUACGUAGCCAACCGUGGUAAUCCAAGGUGCGGGGGAAGGACAGCUAGACACAAAAACCAAUUAGGUUUCUAUGUAGAUGAUUUAAAAGUUCACAAUUCCUGUGGCUUCCUAAUGUCGGAAGAAAGAGCAUUCCAGACGGCCACAGAAGCACUUCUGCGUCUCAACAGCAGUCGGGCUCGCUUGAACCAAUGCUGCUGAAAUGCGUGAUGUUUAUGGACAAGUAGCAUGUCUUAGAUGUGGGUCUUGGUUCAACCCAUAACUAUGCAAAAAAAACUAUAAUCAGUCAGCGUCGUUGUGGAGAAUGUUGUAGAGAAUAAACAAAUGUAUAUUCUCUUUGUACCGUGUCUGCAUUUAAAACGGUCAUUCAUAGCGUGGAUGAAUAACCCCACUUGUGUAUAAUUCAAAUCAUUACGAUGCCGUGAUAUGAGAACAAUAAAACCUACGCUAUAUA
This is a messenger RNA of Petromyzon marinus (sea lamprey), 12266 nucleotides long. NCBI's taxonomy places the organism in Eukaryota, Metazoa, Chordata, Hyperoartia, Petromyzontiformes, Petromyzontidae. The record is from RefSeq and is a predicted model, not a curated record.